AUGGACGACUCGGACGCGGCGACCGCGCGCCAGCCCCGCGUCCACCUGCGCCCCGGUUCCCUGCGCGACGCUGCGCCCGGCACGCUGCACCUGCUGCCCUGCGAGGUGCUGGCGACGCGGGCCGCCCCCGUGGAGCGCUUCUUCACGCCCGCCAUCCGCCGCGGCCCCGACGGCCUGCGCGCGUCGUUCCGGGGACGCAGUCUGCGGGGCGAGGAGGUGGCCGUGCCGUCCGGCUUCGUGGGCUUCGUGAUGGCGACGGAGGGGCCGGGGGCGGGGCUGCCGGACCCCGAGCCGCCGCAGCGGGACGAGCCGCCGGAGCGGGGCUGGGACCACCGCGCCGCCGCCACCGCCAGCUUCGGCCGCUUCACGCUGUGGGGCCUGGAGGCCGUCCCCGGGCCGGACGCCCGAGUGCGCGGGGCGCUGGGCUGGCCCAGCCUGGCCGCGGCGAUCCACGCGCCCGUGGCCGAGGGCUGAGGACCCUGCUCGACGGAGAGCCUGCCGCCGCCGCCCGUCCUCCCCGCGAACAA
Molecule: messenger RNA, 527 nt
Organism: Ochotona curzoniae (black-lipped pika)
Lineage: Eukaryota; Metazoa; Chordata; Mammalia; Lagomorpha; Ochotonidae
Gene: RNASEH2C
Product: ribonuclease H2 subunit C
Exons: 4
Coding region: 1-474 (157 amino acids)
Biological process (GO): RNA catabolic process
Cellular component (GO): ribonuclease H2 complex
Source: RefSeq, a predicted model, not a curated record